AUGAAGGUCCUGCCGGACACCACGUGGGCGAGGAAGAGCCCAUUUUCAUGGAUCAAUUGGUCGCCGAAUUUCAUGCCCCGUCCUUUGCAAUUGCCGAUAUUCAGGAAGAAGGACACCCUCUCACUACAAAGAUGUGUGAUGAUGUGUACUCUAUCUAGCACGAUGAAGACAUCUUGUGUUCUAGCUGAAUUCAAACAUUCGCCAAUAGGAGAGCCCAGCGAGAAGGCCAUCAGGUGCAAAAAGUAUGUCGGGUGGACUACCUUCCGAUCGCUUCGCGAAGAGUACCUUAUGUGGUUCAACUCUCUGGCUGGGCCAGACACGACUGUGCCGGACACAACCCCUGCCUGUGUGACUACGUUCAGAAAGGUUGUCAAGAGCUGGAAGAAAUACAUAGGUUUUCGCAAAGAGUCCCAGCAUGCAAGGUGGGAACAAUAUGCACCAGGCCCAGUUCGCGAAGUCGUCAUCAAAAGCAACCACAAGCACAGCAACGACGAGCAUGGUCGUGAUGCAGAAGCCAGCCAUAAGCCGGACAAGAGAACUGCAACGGGAACAGCAGCACAACCCAAGGCAAAGAAGCAAAAGAAGCCCCAAGGCACAGAGGUCAAGCCUGCCCCACCCACAGCAGGCAAUGAUUUGCCUGAAGUCCCACUGCCCCCAGAUGACAGCGGCAACAUGCUUGGUCCCACUGGAGCAGAAUCUUCUAUGCCGCCAGGCCCUGUCCCAGAGCCUGCUGCACCGGAGAACCCCCAAGCUGCAGCUGCCCCAGCUGCCGAGGAUGGAGCUCCUGCCGAAGUGUGGGACCCCUCCA
Messenger RNA from Symbiodinium sp. CCMP2456, 808 nucleotides. The record is from the annotation of a GenBank genome assembly. NCBI's taxonomy places the organism in Eukaryota, Dinophyceae, Suessiales, Symbiodiniaceae.